Monoraphidium neglectum is the source of this 2391-nucleotide messenger RNA. RefSeq lists its product as hypothetical. NCBI's taxonomy places the organism in Eukaryota, Viridiplantae, Chlorophyta, Chlorophyceae, Sphaeropleales, Selenastraceae. The coding region runs from base 1 to 2391 and encodes 796 amino acids. The record is from RefSeq and is a predicted model, not a curated record. The transcript has 7 exons.
AUGCUGGGCCAGGCCUGGUUUGUGAAUGUGCUGGCGGGUGUGGCCGCGGCUGCGCCUGCCUGCACAGAUCCAGUGCGCCUGGUGGAUCUGCUGCCACUGGCACUGCCGCUGCUUCCAGAGCUGCAGCAGCGCACCGACAAGCGCGGCGGCAAGAAGAGCUCAGGCGCUGAGGCGUGGCUUGGUUCAGUGGUGGGGGCAAUCGAAGAAGCGGUUGUGCAGGAAACGUCAGGCGGCAAGCAUGGUGGCAAGCCAAAGGGCAGCAACAGGACGAUUCUGGACGUGUCUGAGGCGGUGGUCCUGCUCCGUUCCUGCAGCCUUGCCGAUUACAAGCUCCCUCUCGGCGUGCUCCACGCGUGCGAGACGGCACUCUUGCAGGACGCGGCGCAGCAGCGCUGCCGCGGCGCCGUUGCGGUCGAGAUUGCGCGCGGCUUCAACAGCCAGCGACGCCUGCACCAGGGCGCCUGGGCGCCCUCAGGCAGCCUGGCGCGGCGGCUCCUGCGGUGUGCAGAAGUCGCCCAGCUGGCUACAAGGGAAGCUGGGGAGAAGCUUGCUGACCUGGUGGAGAUCAUUGUAGGAGAGUGGCAGUACCGCCCCAAAAGUGAACAGCUGUGGGAUAUCGAGCAGGCAGUUUCGGGCAUGUCCGUCAAAUCAGACCGCAGCAGCCACAGGGUCCAGCUCGCCCUGCUGCGCCACGGCUGCGUCUUCAGCAACAUCCGCGCGCUGUGCCUCGAAGUGGUCGCCACGCUGAGAGAGUGUGAGGCCGCAAUGGCCGCCGGCUGCCCGCCUGUGCAGCCGGCUGGCAACAGCGCGGCAGCUGGCAGUGGCGUGAAGGGGAAGAAGAAAGACGCCGCAAAGCAGCCCGCGGCGGACGUGGCCGCGGCCCAGGCCGCCGAGGCGGCGGCCGCGGAGGCCGUGGCGCAGGUGCUGCUGCUCCUGAAGGCCGUGGCCCAGCCGCCCACACAGCAUCAGCUCGCCGCUAUCCUCGAAGUAGAGGGUGCCGGCCUGCUCAGUCACUCGGUGCAGCCGGGCUCCAAGUACCACGCAGCCCUCGUGUGCAGCGCUGUGAACGCCGCGCUGCCGGUCGCCGGCACAGCACAGGCUCUGGGGCUGCUCUCGCGGCUGUGCGACUACUUCGACGCCCUCAAGGCGGGCGUCGGGGCUGCAGGCGGAUUGGAGCCCGGGUUGGAGGGCUUGCGGACAGACCAAGUGCUCUGGCCGUACGCCAUCCUGCAGUCCACGCAGCAGCAGCUGGGGGCCGUGGUCGAGGCGCAGGAGCUGUUGCGCGCGGUCGAGGCGCGCGUAAUCGCCGCGCUCCCAGAGCUCACACCCGCGGCCGCCGCGGCGGCUCUGGAGGACAGAUGUGUGCGGCUUGGUGCGCGGGUCGGCGGCGGGCCAGGGGAGGCAGGCGAAGAGGCGCAGCGCGUGCUGGCGGCGCCGAGGGAGUGGGUUGUGGCAGUGCUGGACGCGGCCCUGGCAGCUAUGCGGUCACCCGAGGCCGACGUUGACGCCCAGGCGCUACUCUCCCUCCUGCGCGUCGCAAACGCCCAGUCGCCGCGGCCCGUUGCACCCAGCGGCGGCACGGAAGCCUGGGACCGCCUGCUGCUUGCCGCCGACCGGCUGCGGCGGGCGCGCGACCCCGGAGUCACAGAUCCCCUGGUGAUCUGCUCCCUGCUUGAGGGGCUGGUUCUCCAAGGCUAUGCGCCAGCCACCAAGACCGCAGCGGAGCGCAUCAGGCAAUUUGCCGCCGAGGUCUGCGAGCUGCCCAGCCUGACGGCGCUGGCGCACAACGCGCCGGACCGGCUGGCGGCGAUGGUGCUUGCCCUGGGGCGGCUGAACAGGGGCAGAGCUGCAGAUUCAGGCAGCGGAGCAGUAAGGGGCAAGGCGGUGCAGCUUCUGGCGGAGGUCUGCCAAGACUGCCUGGUGCCUAUGGGCGCGGCAGCAAUCGCGGAUGCGGCGUGGGGGGUGGUGCUGUUGGGCUUUGCGGAGCCGUCAGCCGCUGGCGGUGCCAUCAAACCCAGGCUCUGGGCAGCAGCCGCCGCAAAGGCCCUCUCCACCAACGGCGCUCAGGCGCUGCAGCAGCUGGGAUCGAUAGGCGCGGGGCGCCUGCUUGGAGCGCUCGCGGCACUGGGGGCGCAGCAGCCGGCAGGGCUGGCGGGUGAAUGGUCGAGGGCGCACGUCGCGGCGUCUCAGCUGGGGGAGUACACAGACGAGGAGCUGGUGUACCUCCUCGUGGCCCUUGACGGCCACUUCAAAGGACAGCCCCUGGAUGAGCGGCUGGCGCAGAUGGCGUGCGGGGAGCUGCUGAAGCGGGAGCUGGCGCCACGGCUGGUGGUGGAGGCACUGGACGCCCUGAAGGGCAGCUUCCUGGCAACUGACCCUGUCCAGCACUGA